AUGUUCAGUUCGCACUUCCAAUGUUUUCAGAUCGCAGUCCUGUUCAUGGCGGCUUCAGUCCUCGCCGAGCCGAGCAAGGUCAUCCAGAAGCGUAGCGGCCUCGUAGGCCACUACGCGGCCGCCGCGCCGGUGCUCGCGCACGGCUACAGCCUGGGCGGCUACAGCUCUGGCCUCGUAGGCUUGGGCGCUGGCUACGGGUCGGGCCUCGGGGCGGCCUUGGCCUCGGGCCCCGGCCUGGCUCUGGGCUCGGGCGUCGGCGGCCUUAGCGGUGCCACAAUCGUCGGCGCUGACGUCCACACGACUGUGACCAAGCACGUCGGAGUACCAGUCCCAGCUCCGUACCCAGUGGCCGUCGACAGGCCCUACCCUGUCCCAGUCAGGGUCAACGUCCCGGUGCCUGUGGACCGUCCGUACGCGGUUCCCGUGCCCAGGCCUUACCCUGUCGCCGUCCAGAGGCACGUGGCGGUGCCAGUCGACAGGCCCGUCCCCUACCCAGUGCCCCACGCCGUCCCCUACCCGGUGAUCAAACAGGUCGGCGUGCCAGUGCCAGCGCCUUACGCGGUGCCAGUUGCCAAGCCGGUCGCGGUGCCAGUCCCCCAGCCGGUGGCCGUGCCAGUCGUUAAGUCCAUCGUGACGUCAGGCCUGGGUGGGUCCCUCUACGGUGGCCUCCACGGUCACGGACUCUCCUCUAAAAUCUGG
Molecule: messenger RNA, 699 nt
Organism: Iphiclides podalirius (scarce swallowtail)
Lineage: Eukaryota; Metazoa; Arthropoda; Insecta; Lepidoptera; Papilionidae
Source: the annotation of a GenBank genome assembly